Molecule: messenger RNA, 519 nt
Organism: Leishmania major strain Friedlin
Lineage: Eukaryota; Euglenozoa; Kinetoplastea; Trypanosomatida; Trypanosomatidae
Product: putative 40S ribosomal protein S19 protein
Exons: 1
Coding region: 1-519 (172 amino acids)
Biological process (GO): translation; ribosomal small subunit assembly
Cellular component (GO): ribosome; cytosolic small ribosomal subunit
Molecular function (GO): RNA binding; structural constituent of ribosome
Source: RefSeq, a predicted model, not a curated record
AUGUUUUUCAGAAGGGUGACAAAUCCAUCUUGCAUCAUGGCUGCUCUGAAGAACAAGAUCCACCGUAUCGGCAAGAGGAAGGGUGCGACCCUGAAAGACGUCAGCGCCUGGCGCUGGAUCAAGACGGCGGCGCGCCACUUCAAACAGGAGGGCAAGAUCUUCGUGCCGAACUGCACCGAGAUCAUGAAGAGCUCUCACGGCCGCGAGCGCGCGCCGCAGAACCCGGACUGGUACUACAUCCGCUGCGCCGCCGUCCUGCGCGCCAUCUACCUGCGCCCUGGCGUGGGUUACGGUGGCCUCAGCAAGCGCUUCGGCAACAAGAAGAACUAUGGCAGCCGCCCUGAGCACACCGUGACCUCCUCUACCGGUCCCCUCCACUGGGCCUGCAAGUCGCUGACGAAGCUCGGCCUCGUGGAGCCUGGUGCGCAGUCUGGUCAGCGCCUGACCCGCAAGGGCCACAAGUUUGCUGACUCCCUGGCCUUCCAGGUUCAGAUCCGCAAGUUUGGUGCCAGCACGUAG